Messenger RNA from Caenorhabditis sp. 36 PRJEB53466, 2476 nucleotides. Lineage: Eukaryota; Metazoa; Nematoda; Chromadorea; Rhabditida; Rhabditidae. The record is from the annotation of a GenBank genome assembly.
AUGAGUCCUCUCGGGAGGUUCUCCGCGGUGGCUCACAGUCGGAAACAGGUUUGUUUCUAAGUUUACCAAAAAAUUCAAACAGUUAAUUUUAGCUGAACGCUGUCUGGCGUCGGUUUGCUUCGAACGAGGCACCGUCCGUCAUUGUACCAGGAAUCCGGCCUGUUGAGAGAAUCAGGAACAUCGGUGAGUGAGAAGAGAACCCUCAAUUUAUCUGAACUUUGUUUUUCAGGUAUUUCUGCUCAUAUCGAUUCCGGCAAAACAACGGUGACCGAGCGAAUCUUGUACUACGCGGGUAGAAUCGACUCGAUGCACGAGGUGCGCGGUAAGGAUGAUGUCGGAGCGACGAUGGACUUCAUGGAACUGGAACGACAGAGAGGAAUCACUAUCCAGUCGGCAGCCACCUAUGUCGAUUGGCACGGAACCAACAUCAACAUCAUCGACACUCCUGGCCACGUGGACUUCACGGUAGAAGUAGAGCGUGCUCUUCGUGUGCUGGACGGAGCUGUUCUCGUGCUCUGCGGUGUUGGAGGAGUCCAGUCACAGACAUUCACUGUCAACAGACAACUCGCUCGUUAUAAUGUACCAUUUAUCUGCUUUGUGAACAAAAUGGACAGAAAUGGAGCAACUCCUCUGAAGGCUUUGGAUGGACUCAGAAACAAGUUGAAUCACAACGCAGCACUCAUUCACUUGCCCAUCGGGAAAGAUUCAAACUUCAAUGGAAUCGUCGAUUUAGUGGAAGGACAUGCGUUGUAUUACGAGGGAGAAGGCGGUCUCAUUGUCCGGAAGGAUGAAAUCCCGAAAGAUUUGCGAGUAGAGGCAGAAGACAGAAGACAAGAGCUCAUUGAACACAUUGCCAACGCGGACGAGGUGCUUGGAGAGAUGUUCUUGAACGACCAGAAGCCAGAUGUCAAGCAGAUUCAUGAGGCUAUCAGAAGAACUGUUGUGAAGGUUAACGUCGUGGGGAAAUCUGAUUUCCGUAAAACAUACGUUUUCAGCGCAGUUUUGUCCCUGUUCUCUCCGGAUCCGCUCUAAAAAACAAGGGAGUGCAGACAAUGAUCGAAUCAGUCGUCAAAUACCUUCCGGAUCCUUCCGAAGUCGUCAACAGAGCAACUGUGAAAACAGAAUCCGGAGAAGUGAAAGGAAUCAUUCUCUCCCCGGAACGUAACAAUGAUAAGCCGUUCGUCGGACUUGCCUUCAAAUUGGAAGCCGGAAAGUACGGACAACUCACCUAUUUCCGUGUGUAUCAGGGACAACUGAGCAAGGGAGACACUGUGUACGCGUCGAGGGACGGAAGAAAAGUCAGGGUACAGAGACUGGUCAGAAUGCACGCGGCCGACAUGGAAGAGAUCACCACCGCCUACGCAGGAGACAUCUGUGCCACGUUCGGGCUUGACUGCCAUUCGGGAGAGACAUUCUGCACGGAUCCAAACCUUGCUCCACAUUGUGUAAGCGCUCCAUUACUAAUAAGUGAUAAACUCUGUUGCUACAGGAAUCUAUGCACAUUCCUGAGCCAGUCAUUUCCAUGUCCAUCAAGCCAGUCAACCGAAAGGACGCCGACAAUUUCAUUAAGGCGCUGACUCGAUUCACCAAAGAAGAUCCGACGUUCCGAAGGGAAUAUAAUCAGGAAGCAAAAGAAACCAUCGUAUCCGGAAUGGGAGAGCUCCAUCUUGAGAUUUACGCUCAGCGAAUGAAAAGCGAGUACAAUUGUCCCGUGGAACUGGGAAAACCAUCCGUCGCCUACAGAGAGUGCUUGGCAAGUCCGUACAAGUCAGUUUUCUAUUAAAGUCUUUUUUCUCAAAAUAAGUUUCCAUUCAGAUUCGCUUAUCGACACAAAAAACAAACCGGAGGACAGGGACAAUUCGGAGAAAUCGAAGGAGUCAUCGACCCGCUGCCGUCUGACCGUAACACUGUCGUGGAAUUCACAGACGAGACGUUCGGAAACAAUAUUCCGAAAAAUCUGUUCCCCGCUCUCAAAAAGGGUCUCGACGCGAUUGUCACUGAAGGCCCUUUGAUCAAGGCUCGAAUUGCCGGAAUCCACGUCCGUGUGCAAGACGGAUCGACUCACGCCGUUGAUUCUACUGAAAUCGCGAUGAUCAACACGAUGCAGAACAUGAUCCGCGAGGCAUUCGAAAAGGCCAAUUGGUUGCUGCUUGAACCGAUCAUGAAGGUGGAAGUGACGAUUCCGGCAGAGUUCCAGGGUAAUGUGGUCACCUCGCUCACACAGAGAAACGCCCUGAUCACCACAACGGAUUCUACGGAAGGAUACGCGACUAUCGUCUGCGAAGCGCCGCUCUCCGACAUGUUCGGAUACACCUCGGAAUUGCGAUCACUGACGGAAGGAAAGGGAGAGUUCAGCAUGGAGUAUUCGAGAUACGCGCCCACGUCGAUUGAAGCUCAGGACAGAGUACAAGCGGAAUGGAGACAACUUCACGGAAUUGCCGACCCGAAUGAGAAGGGAAAAAAGAAGAAGAAGUAG